CACGAAGGAAACGGUGGAGAAGAACAUGAGCCCUGAGACUGGGGCCCUGUCUGGAGAAUAAACUAUAGAGCUAGAGCGGAGAAAUUUACAUUUAUAGAACUUUACAGAACCGCGCAGUGAUGAAAAUCCUGAUUUUCCUCGCGUUUUGUGUUCAUCUGUCUGCAGCAGAUACACACUCUUACCAGUACUUCGAGACUGGAGUCACAUCAGGAAUAAAUUUCCCACAAUUCACUCUUGUUGGUCUGCUGGAUGGAGUGGAAUUUGAGUAUUAUGACAGCAACAUCAGAAAGUACAUCCCAAAGACUGAGUGGAUAGAGAAGAAUGAAGAACCUGGUUACUGGAGCAGAGGGACACAGCUUUAUCAGGGUACUGAGGAGAUCUACAAAGUCAAUAUGGCUACAGCAAUGCAGCGCUUUAAUCACACUACAGGAGUUCACACGUGGCAGGUGAUGUAUGGCUGUGAGCGUGAUGAUGACGGCACCACUAGAGGAUACAGUCAGUUUGGUUAUGAUGGAGAAGAUUUCGUCGGUCUGGAUCUGAAAACUAAAACAUGGAUCGCUCCGACACCUCAAGCUCUGAUCACCAAGAACAAGUGGGAGAAAACUGGAGCGGAGGCUAAUUACUGGAAGGGCUACCUGGAGAAAGAGUGUAUCAACUGGUUAAACAGACACCUGUCUUAUGGGAGAGAGACUCUGGAGAGGAAAGAUCCUCCUACAGCGUCAGUGUUCCAGAAACACUCUUCUCCAGAGGUGGUGUGUCACGCUACAGGUUUCUUCCCCAAAACAGUGAUGAUCACCUGGCAGAAGGACGGAGAGGACGUGCAUGAGGGCGUGGAGCUCAGAGAGACGUUACCCAACCAGGAUGGAAGCUUCCAGAAGAGAAGCGUUCUGACAGUCUCAGCUGAGGAUCUGCAGAAACACAACUACACCUGCGUGAUUCAGCACAGCAGCUUGGAGAAGGAGAUAGUGCUGCGUGAGGAGGAUAUUCGAAUCCUGAAUCCUGGUGGAGGAUCAGGUGGAGCUCCGAUCGGUAUCAUCGUUGGUGUAGUCGUGGCUCUCCUGGUUCUCGUUGCCGUUGUUGCUGGAAUUGUGGUCUGGAAGAAGAAGAACUCUGGCUUCAAACCUCUUCCACCCAAACCCGCCUCUGAAGGAGAUUCUUCCUCCAACAACUCUUAAAGUGGACUGUGUGUGUUCCCGCUGCACUGAGAGAGAGAGAGGAGGAGAGGGAGAUGAAGACCACACACACACUCACACACACACACACACACACACACACACACACACACACACACAUUAUUCCAGUGUGUAUCUUGGUGUAUAAUUUUUCCUGUAUUUGGAUGGAGGAUCUUUUUAUUGUGAAUCUGUUAUUGCUGUAAAAUGGGAUUAUUAGAGAUUGGGGUUAGAGGAUUAUUAUUUUUUAAAAAAUUAUUAUUAUUUUUUGCUUUAUGUAAAUUCUGGUAGUUUUGUGUGUGAUGAGGUUUGGGGUGUGUGUGUGUCGCUGUGGAGUUUGGAGUAAAGAUGGUCAGUGAUGGUGUGAUAGUGACUCACUUUCCUUCUUCCUCUUGGAUCUCUGUUGCUCACAGCUUUGAAACACAAACACACACACACACACACAUACACAUACACACACACACAGAUUUAAACCUGUUCUGUGCAACAACCUCAUACACACUUCCUCACACACACACACGCACUCUGUGUCUGUGAUUCUGCUUCACUCAGGCUUUAGACUUUAAUUGCAUUUUAAACCAUUUUGAGCGAAAACAGUAGCAGUGGGAUUUAUUGUAGUGAAUUUUCACACACAGUUCAUGUUGCAUGCUCUUCAGAUCUGAUCCGUGUUGAACAGAUUGGACUAAAGCGUAAAAGAACAGGAAGUGGGAUCUUCAGACGAUCCGUGUUGAACAGAUUGGACUAAAGUGUAAAAGAACAGGAAGCGGGAUCUUCAGACGGUCCGUGUUGAACAGAUUGGACUAAAGUGUAAAAGAACAGGAAGCGGGAUCUUCAGAUGGUCCGUGUUGAACAGAUCGGACUAAAGUGUAAAAGAACAGGAAGCGGGAUCUUCAGACGGUCCGUGUUGAACAGAUCGGACUAAAGUGUAAAAGAACAGGAAGCGGGAUCUUCAGAUGGUCCGUGUUGAACAGAUUGGACUAAAGUGUAAAAGAACAGGAGUGAACACAGCAGAAGCAGGAGUUCAUGCUGAUGAUCAGCACACAAAGCUUUUCUUUUCUCCACACGGGGAAAACACAAAUCUACUAAAUGUCACGGCACUGACUCCAUGAUUUAUUACUGAACUCAGUUUAAAGCAAAAAAACAAUCCAUUCAACACGUUUUCACAUUUCUACGACCCAAAUCUCUCCCACAAUCCCUCUGUUCUGUCUGUAACAAUCUGAACCAACAAUAAAGUCUAUUUUCUUCA
Messenger RNA from Ictalurus furcatus (blue catfish), 2415 nucleotides. Its product is annotated as BOLA class I histocompatibility antigen, alpha chain BL3-7-like. The record is from RefSeq and is a predicted model, not a curated record. The transcript has 8 exons. Bases 120 to 1175 code for a protein of 351 amino acids. Gene Ontology annotation, biological process: immune response. Gene Ontology annotation, cellular component: external side of plasma membrane. NCBI's taxonomy places the organism in Eukaryota, Metazoa, Chordata, Actinopteri, Siluriformes, Ictaluridae.